AUGCAAAUGGAACACUUAGAAAGUAAUGUGCGGAAAGAAUGCAAGCAGGCAUUCGCCGAAUUGCAAACGACAAUGGAAAGUUGUGGUGAUGAGGAGUACGAAGGAAUGGAUGUCGCCACAUUCCCGGAGUUUCUGCAUCGACUUCUAUGGGAAGAUAGCAGUUGGACCCAUUCGACUUCUCUUUAUGCAUCCACACUGCCAGUCACCCUUGCGCAGUUUGAUGCUCUUCUCAGCAGUAAACAAUUCAUUUUCUCGAUUGUGGAAACAGCUGAAUCAGAUCCAACCAUGACACUUGGCGAAAAAAGCAUGUUAUCAUCUCUCCUCGUCGCUGUGCUACUCCGGAAUUUCCAGUACUGCACUGACAUCGUUUUAUCGUUGCUGCGGGCUCAUAUUGCUAAAAGCGUCCAUGCUGGAAAUAGUGAUAUACUGUUUCGGAAGAGCGACAGCGUUGUAGAGAAAAUGGUAGCGAAAUGGCUGACAAUUUGUCUUUACGAUUCCAUUGCACAAUAUCAGGCGAAUAAGUACAAUACCCUUUUCAAA
Messenger RNA from Strongylus vulgaris, 540 nucleotides. The record is from the annotation of a GenBank genome assembly. NCBI's taxonomy places the organism in Eukaryota, Metazoa, Nematoda, Chromadorea, Rhabditida, Strongylidae.